ACAAAACAGUGGAUAUGCGGUGGUGAGAUGCAUCCACUGUUGAUUUAAGCCUGCUGUCUGUCAGAGAGGAGACCAAAGAAAAGCUGGGAGCGAAGGUGCAGAAGGACACAAGACAUGGCGAGGAUGAAGGAGUGCGUUGCUGCUGUGGUGCUGAGCCUCCUCUCAGUGGGACUCUCUGCUCCUCUGAGCAGCUGUGACAGUCUGUUGAAACCCAUAUCUGUCAGCAAUGAAGACAUUUCAGGGCGCUGGCUGUACAUCGGGGGGAGCUCUGACCUCCCAGGAAGCCGCUCCAUGAGCCGCCUGAUGACCAGCGCAUGGUUGGACGUCACCGCGACGACGCAGGACAACGUCCUCCACCUCCUGCAGACCCAGAGAAUAGUUGGCAAAUGUUUCAGCAUACAUUACAAUGUGAACUUUGAAAACAGCACCUUGUUUAUCGAGGAACCUUUCUAUCUCAAGGAGGUCUACCUGCAGACUGGCUGCUCCGACUGUCUGCUUGCUUAUGAACAAGUUGUCUCUGGCAAUGAUACUUUCACCAGCCUUUUGCUCUUCAGUAGGAGAAAAAGUGUCUCCCCUGCUGUGUUGGAGAUGCUGAAGAGACAGGCCGAAUGUCUCCAGAUGUCGUCGCCCAUAAUGAUGGACCCAGACUACGAAAUCUGCCCCGACAACAUCCCGCCCUCUGAAGGGAUUGCUGCCCUCAACUCUUUAUUUGAGGCCAAGAUGGGACACAAAGUUUUCAAAUUCCUGGAUUCUUUUUUUGAAAUGUUUGUGAACUGAUUAGUUCUGUCAUUUUGGCCCAUCUAAGUGAGGGUAAUUUCGUUGUCUGAUUUCUAUGAACAGAAAUAAAAAGUAAUAAAAUGAAGAUGGAAGCACUGGCAUU
Messenger RNA from Pungitius pungitius (ninespine stickleback), 880 nucleotides. RefSeq lists its product as uncharacterized. NCBI's taxonomy places the organism in Eukaryota, Metazoa, Chordata, Actinopteri, Perciformes, Gasterosteidae. Bases 115 to 777 code for a protein of 220 amino acids. The record is from RefSeq and is a predicted model, not a curated record. The transcript has 6 exons.